This is a messenger RNA of Anarrhichthys ocellatus (wolf-eel), 681 nucleotides long. Its product is annotated as semaphorin-4A-like. Lineage: Eukaryota; Metazoa; Chordata; Actinopteri; Perciformes; Anarhichadidae. Gene Ontology annotation, molecular function: semaphorin receptor binding; chemorepellent activity. Gene Ontology annotation, biological process: positive regulation of cell migration; semaphorin-plexin signaling pathway; axon guidance. The record is from RefSeq and is a predicted model, not a curated record. The annotation marks the transcript as partial. The transcript has 4 exons. Gene Ontology annotation, cellular component: plasma membrane.
UGUGGACUGGACAGCGCUUCAGAUUCUGAAUUAGCGGAGGUGAAGAAGAGUUUCCUGACCAGCGGCAGCGUCAGAGGAGAUCCGGUCGUGGUGUCUUCAGAGCAGCGGUACUCACAUGUGACUGCGAUGAGGACGCAGGCCGCCGACGGCCAGCACUACACCGUCCUCUUCCUGCUGACGGAGUCUGGCUUCCUCCACAAAGUGGCUCUGCUGGAUCAGGGUGCGCUAGUUAUUGAGGAGAUUCAGGUCUUCACACAACCUCAGCUGGUCAAAAGCAUCGUCAUCUCCUCCGCCAAGGGAGUUCUCUAUGUGGGGACGUCAGAGGGCGUGGCCUCUGUACCUGUGGCCAGGUGCUCCGUCUACACAUCCUGCAGCCAGUGCGUUCUGGCCAGAGAUCCUCUGUGUGGAUGGAGCCGGACCAGCAGCGCCUGCACCGGUGUGCACGGCCAUCACCACGACAACAUGGCUCAAGACCUGAAGGACGGGAAUGUGGGGCAGCAAUGUGGAGGAGAAACCACGAGCGAACCGGUCAAAGGUAACGUCUUCCUCAGAGAGCCGAGUUAAAUCUAAAGACAGAAGCUGCUCCGAUACAAUUACAAGAUUCAACUUUUAAUUGCUUUUAUUUUUUUUAUUCCAUCCUUCAUACAUAACAACAAGAGGAUGACAAGAACAGUGGGAUAA